AUGCAUGCCUGGACGGAUUCAACUACCACUCUCGCGUGGAUAAAAUCGUCACCACAUAGGUGGGCUACAUUCGUCGCAAACAGAACCAGCCAGCUUCAGAGUCUCACACCACCAUCGCUGUGGCGUUACGUCCCAACAGGUGAAAAUCCAGUUGACUGUGCGUCUCGUGGACUCUACCCAACGGAAUUAAUGCAACAUCCAAUGUGGUGGAACGGACCUGCCUUCCUCUCCAAGGAAGAUAGCACGUGGCCACCAUGUUCCACACUCAGCGUGCCACAUUCGACGAACCUCGAAAUCCGGCACACCACUCUGUUGUUAAUCUCAGCCACUACUAUCUUCGACCAACUGUUUCUCCGGAUUUCUUCACUGCGAAAAAUUAUCCGCAUCGUCGCCUACUGUAUACGAGUAGUUGUCCGAGAAAAGCAAAGUACCAGAAACCUGUCGCCUACGGAGCUAGCUCAUGCUUUGAAAGUUAUUAUACUUGCCGUGCAACAAAACGCAUUUGCUGAUGAACUUACACGGCUCCGAGAUCCAAAGAACAAAAGUAUCAGUAAACUCCGUGCCCUAAAUCCAUUCAUUGAUGAACGUGAACUUAUUCGAGUUGGAGGUCGAUUAGUUCACGCAGACAUUCCUUAUGAACAGAAACAUCCCAUACUCUUGCCACGCUCACAUCGAUUCACAGAUCUGCUCAUCGACGACUUCCAUUUACAACAUAAACAUCCUGGAGCUACAACACUACAAUCAAUCAUUCAACAACAAUAUUGGAUCAUAGCUAGUCGACAAGUCAUCAAAUCUCGACUCCGACUCUGCAUCGCUUGUUACAGACUCCGUCCUCGUAGCGUUCAGCCAGUCAUGGGGAACCUACCAAAGUUUCGGCUGCAGCAAAUCAAACCGUUUGUCGUCACAGGAGUUGACUAUGCCGGACCAAUAGCUUUGAAAACGUCAACAACUCGCCGAGCUAUCCCAUGCCAAGCGUACAUAUGUCUAUUUGUCUGCAUGACAACCAAAGCACUACAUUUGGAACUCGCUUCGGAUUUAUCCACAGAAGUGUUUUUGAUGGCUAUGUGUCGGUUCAUUUCCCGCCGUGGCCCUGUUGAACAAAUACAUAGUGAUUGUGGCACUAACUUUGUGGGUGCAGCAAACUUAUUCCACACCGUUGACAACUUCACUCGAUCCACAGAGUAUCAGACAAAAUGCCGAGACUACCUCACUGAACGUAACAUCAGCUGGCAUUUCAACCCACCAUCUGUCCCUCACUUUGGAGGACUGUGGGAGGCUGGAGUCAAAUCGGUCAAAACGUUACUAUAUCGAACUCUCGGGCUCCAGAGACUAAAAUACGAGGAACUCGCUACAUUAUUGAGUCGAAUCGAAGCGACAUUAAACUCAAGACCAUUGGGGGCGCUGAGUCAUGACCCUCGCGACUUCGAGGCGCUCACGCCCAGUCAUUUUUUAACUCUAAUGCCCAGCACGGCGAUUGUUGAACCAAACAUAGACUCAGUCCCAUUAUCACGUCUCCAGCGUUGGAGACUCAUCAAGGAUCUACACACCCAUUUCUGGAAACGUUGGCAGCGUGAUUACUUGCAAACCCUACAACGUCGAAGCAAAUGGUCACUUGGUCAAGAGAACAUCACGGUGGAUACGCUAGUCCUCAUUCGAGAACCAACUACGUCUCUAAGCUGGAAACUCGGCCGGAUCACGCAACUUCACCCCGGUCUGGACGGUGUGGUUCGAGUAGCAACGGUUCAGACAGCAAACGGUCUUCUCAAACGACCAACAGUGAAGCUAUGCCCACUACCUAUAUGUUGA
Messenger RNA from Acyrthosiphon pisum (pea aphid), 1806 nucleotides. RefSeq lists its product as uncharacterized. Gene Ontology annotation, molecular function: nucleic acid binding. Gene Ontology annotation, biological process: DNA integration. The transcript has a single exon. The record is from RefSeq and is a predicted model, not a curated record. Lineage: Eukaryota; Metazoa; Arthropoda; Insecta; Hemiptera; Aphididae. The coding region runs from base 1 to 1806 and encodes 601 amino acids.